AUGGAUCCGAUGACAAUCCUCGCGGGCGGACGUCACCAAGAGAAGUCGGGAGCUUCAUCAGAAUCGGAUGUCCUUAAUGCGACGCAGAAUAUACCAGGAAAACCGCCCAAGACGGACACCUUGCUCAUGACAAUGCGCGCUCCCACAGUGGCUCAUUCUACCUCGUCUCAAGUGACAGAGGAACCGGAAACCUUUCCACGAUCUCACCUGCGGACUUUACUGCUCAAGUACCACACACUUGACGCUAUAUUGCAAAUGAAACCCCAUGUCAUAAACAGGUGCAUGGAUCUCAUCCACACCGAGCCACCGACGGGACCAAUGGCCAACAAAUAG
This is a messenger RNA of Letharia lupina, 333 nucleotides long. RefSeq lists its product as uncharacterized. The record is from RefSeq and is a predicted model, not a curated record. The transcript has 2 exons. NCBI's taxonomy places the organism in Eukaryota, Fungi, Ascomycota, Lecanoromycetes, Lecanorales, Parmeliaceae. The coding region runs from base 1 to 333 and encodes 110 amino acids.